Pteronotus mesoamericanus is the source of this 813-nucleotide messenger RNA. It is a transcript of the gene HOXD12, whose product is annotated as homeobox D12. Bases 1 to 813 code for a protein of 270 amino acids. Gene Ontology annotation, molecular function: DNA-binding transcription factor activity, RNA polymerase II-specific; sequence-specific double-stranded DNA binding. Gene Ontology annotation, biological process: regulation of DNA-templated transcription. The record is from RefSeq and is a predicted model, not a curated record. The transcript is spliced from 2 exons. NCBI's taxonomy places the organism in Eukaryota, Metazoa, Chordata, Mammalia, Chiroptera, Mormoopidae.
AUGUGUGAGCGCAGUCUCUACAGAGCGGGCUAUGUGGGCUCGCUUCUGAAUCUGCAGUCGCCCGACUCCUUCUACUUCUCCAACCUGCGGCCGAAUGGAGGCCAGUUGGCCGCACUUCCCCCCAUCUCAUACCCGCGCGGCGCGCUGCCCUGGGCCACCACGCCCGCCUCCUGCGCCCCAGCGCAGCCUGCCGGUGCCACCGCCUUCGGCAGCUUCUCGCAGCCCUACCUGGCUGGCUCCGGGCCUCUUGGCCUGCAGCCCCUGGGCGCCAAGGACCGACCCGAAGAGCAGGCCAAGUUUUAUACGCCCGACGUGGCCGCCGGGCCUGAGGAGCGUGGCCGUUCGCGGCCGCCCUUUGCCCCCGAGUCUAGCCUGGUCCCCGCGGCCGCUGGCCUCAAAUCGACCAAGUACGACUACGCGGGUGUGGGCCGUGCCGCGCCAGGCUCUGCGGCCCUGCUUGAGGGGACCCCCUGCGCCGCCGGCUUCAAGGACGACGCCAAGGGCCCGCUCAACUUGAAUAUGACAGUGCAGGCAGCGGGCGUCGCUUCUUGCCUGCGACCUUCGCUGCCCGACGGCCUGCCGUGGGGGGCGGCCCCCGGGAGGGCCCGCAAGAAGCGGAAACCCUACACGAAGCAGCAGAUCGCGGAGCUGGAGAACGAAUUCCUCCUCAACGAAUUCAUCAACCGGCAGAAGCGCAAGGAAUUGUCCAACAGGCUGAACCUCAGCGACCAGCAGGUCAAAAUCUGGUUCCAGAACCGUCGUAUGAAGAAGAAACGCGUGGUGCUGCGUGAGCAGGCGCUGGCUCUAUACUAA